AUGAAUUCUAAUGUUAAUUAUUCACCAUUUAUUGAACACUCAUUUCGGCGACUAUCGCUUCUAAUUCAUCAACAAGACAUUCUUAAUGCUACUACACCGUCGACUACUGCUAGUACAACAGGUGAAAAAUCAUCCAAUGCAUUAUUAUUAGUAAAAAAUAAAGAGAAUAAGUUUGACAAUAGUUGUUCAUUAUCAUUCUUAUCUGAAGAGCGAUCUCAUCAACAAUCUACUGAUCGUAAUACAACUAAUUCAAAUGAAACCAAGACGAAAUUUGCACCAAUAACAAAAACAAAUCGAACUUUUAUGCGUCCACCCAAAACUCAAACAACUUCAUAUCGUUGUUCAUCAUUGCAUCUGUCUGAUCAAUCAGAAACUUCUUUGAGUCGUUCAUCGAAUGCUCCUUGUUCGCCUUCUAUAACGCAACAAAAAUUGAAUGAACUACACGUUCAUAUACCUGUUGAACGAAGUUUAUAUGAUAUUAAAUUUGAACGAGAUCGUCAUAAUGAUUUACGUGAAAAAUACAAUAUUCCUCCACCGUUUCAACGGAAAUGGUUACGAGAACCACGCUAUACACCGAAGGAACGACCAAAUUGCGGUCAAGUUCAACAAUCAGAAAACUAA
Rotaria socialis is the source of this 621-nucleotide messenger RNA. The record is from the annotation of a GenBank genome assembly. Lineage: Eukaryota; Metazoa; Rotifera; Eurotatoria; Philodinida; Philodinidae.